UUAGACUCUUGGGAGUUGUAGUACGAAUCCGUCAGGCCAGAACCAUGGCAGUGACCAAGGAGCUCUUACAGAUGGACCUGUACGCGCUGCUAGGCAUUGAGGAGAAGGCAGCGGACAAAGAGGUAAAGAAGGCAUAUAGGCAGAAGGCCCUCUCCUGCCACCCAGACAAAAAUCCAGAUAAUCCAAGAGCAGCUGAACUCUUCCACCAGCUUUCUCAGGCCUUGGAGGUGCUGACUGAUGCUGCAGCAAGGGCUGCAUAUGACAAGGUCAGGAAAGCCAAGAAGCAGGCAGCAGAGAGGACCCAGAAACUAGAUGAAAAAAGGAAGAAAGUGAAGCUUGACCUGGAGGCCCGGGAGCGGCAGGCCCAGGCCCAGGAGAGUGAGGAGGAAGAGGAGAGCCGGAGCACCAGGACACUAGAGCAAGAGAUCGAACGCCUGAGAGAAGAGGGUUCUCGGCAGCUGGAGGAACAGCAGAGGCUGAUCCGGGAGCAGAUACGCCAGGAGCAUGACCACAGGUUGAGAGGAAAGGCAGAAAAUACUGAAGGCCAAGGAACCCCCAAACUAAAGCUAAAAUGGAAGUGCAAGAAGGAGGAUGAGUCAAAAAGUGGCUACUCCAAAGACGUCCUCCUACGGCUUUUGCAAAAGUAUGGCGAGGUUCUCAACCUGGUGCUUUCCAGUAAGAAGCCAGGCACUGCUGUGGUGGAGUUUGCAACUGUCAAGGCGGCGGAGCUGGCUGUCCAGAAUGAAGUUGGCCUGGUGGAUAACCCUCUGAAGAUUUCCUGGUUGGAGGGACAGCCCCAGGGUGCCGUGGGCCGCAGCCACUCAGGACUGUCAAAGGUUGCUUGGUUGUGGUGCGUGAAGCAUUUGGAGCUUAGACGACCCAGUGCUGCAGAGAAGGGGCAGGUGACUACGGCAGCCACUUCCUUCCCAGCACUUCAGUUUUCCGGGGCUCAGUACUGUCAGAGAGGGACUAUGAGAGUCUCGUCAUGAUGCGCAUGCGCCAGGCGGCUGAGCGGCAACAGCUGAUCGCAAGGAUGCAGCAGGAGGACCAGGAGGGGCCGCCCACGUAGCCCCGGCUCCAGCCACCCAUCCCUCAGCCCUUUUCUUCAACGUCACCAAUAAAUUUUUUUUUAAGACUUUA
Macaca mulatta (Rhesus monkey) is the source of this 1140-nucleotide messenger RNA. RefSeq names its product DnaJ heat shock protein family (Hsp40) member C17 (gene DNAJC17). Lineage: Eukaryota; Metazoa; Chordata; Mammalia; Primates; Cercopithecidae. The record is from RefSeq and is a predicted model, not a curated record. Gene Ontology annotation, cellular component: spliceosomal complex. Gene Ontology annotation, molecular function: RNA binding. Gene Ontology annotation, biological process: spliceosomal complex disassembly.